GCGCUGGGGUCUAGGGUGGUGGUAGUCACGCCCACGCCCACAUUUCUUCUAAAAACCAAAAAUGACUUCCAACGAUGUCCCUGCCGCUGUCCAGGAAAUCGAAAUCGGGCCCCACAUGGGCCUUCCUCAAUUGAACACGAUCAAAAACAGUUUGGAACAAGAACUUGCUGUGAUGCAAGAUUCGCUGCAGACACUGAAGGUAGCCCAGCAGAAGUUCCAACAGUCUGCAGAUUGCAUGGAGCGAGUUGAUCCCAACUCGGAAGGCAAAGAAAUCCUCGUGCCUCUGACUGGAUCCAUGUAUGUUUCCGGCAAAGUUUUGGAUUCAAACAAUGCCCUCAUCAAUAUCGGAACUGGGUAUUAUAUUGAAAAGGACAUUGAGGGUGCUAAGGAUUAUUUUGACAGAAAAGUAAAAUUUGUAACAGAGCAAAUGGAGAAGAUUCAAUCGAUUGGAAUUGAAAAAAGCAAAAUUAGAGAUUCUAUUGCUGAUAUGAUGCAAGCAAUGAUGGCACAAAUGCAAAAGCAAGUUGGAACGGCAUCAAGUCAGACGCAAACCUCGUAACCCUUCCUUGUGCACCAACCAGACUUCAGUUCUUGUGAAGUGCAACUCCUAACUGAUCCUCACUUAUCUUGGCACCAAGGUCUGUUUCUUUUCACGAUAUUUGCGUUGUGCUGAUGGAAAUGCGUUGCAAACGUUAAGUUCACACAAAAUGCUAAUUUAUGUUAACGAUCUUAAAAUUUCAAGCUGUUUAAUUACGCUUUGAUAAAAUAAAAUAAGCCAAUAAUUUUCUCAGAAUUACCUUGUAACUUGUUAAACUCCUA
Messenger RNA from Neocloeon triangulifer, 819 nucleotides. RefSeq names its product prefoldin subunit 5 (gene Pfdn5). The transcript has 5 exons. Bases 62 to 559 code for a protein of 165 amino acids. The record is from RefSeq and is a predicted model, not a curated record. Gene Ontology annotation, biological process: protein folding; regulation of DNA-templated transcription. NCBI's taxonomy places the organism in Eukaryota, Metazoa, Arthropoda, Insecta, Ephemeroptera, Baetidae. Gene Ontology annotation, cellular component: cytoplasm; prefoldin complex.